Molecule: messenger RNA, 1020 nt
Organism: Aspergillus aculeatus ATCC 16872
Lineage: Eukaryota; Fungi; Ascomycota; Eurotiomycetes; Eurotiales; Aspergillaceae
Product: telomere length and silencing 1 family protein
Exons: 3
Biological process (GO): mRNA splicing, via spliceosome
Cellular component (GO): spliceosomal complex
Source: RefSeq, a predicted model, not a curated record
GAUACUGAGAUCAAUCCGGCCUCUCUCUUCCGCCCAGUGAAGAAGAGAAAGUUCCUGCGACGCCGACCGGGGGACAGCUUAGAGGAUGCGCAGGGUACCACCGCGGAAGUUUAUGGCCAGCCAUCAGACGGACUAUCCUCCCUGCCUCAGUCGGAUGGGUUGGAUACGAGCCAUAAUUUAGAUGCUGCUCGUCUUCGGCGGUUACAACGGGCUCGCAAAGGGGGAAUUGAAUUCUCAACCGCUUCGCGGCCAACGUCGAAAGACGUUAACCAGAAAACUAUCACAUGCACGACGGCCGAGAAUACGGAGAAUGAGAGAUUGCAAGCGAUGUCUGAUCGGUUCACGGCGCAUACAGGGCAGACGGUGGACGUUGACAAGCAUAUGAUGGCUUACAUAGAAUCCGAAAUGGCCAAGCGUCAUCGAGGCAGCGUGUCAGCCGAGGACGUUCGCGACAGCUCGGCCUCAACAAUCACAGCGACAGCUGCACCGUCGAUGGCUGACCUACCACAACGUGAACCGGCCUCGUUGGGUAAACUACACGAAAUUGACCUUGGUCAGGAGUCUAAAUUGCAAAACAUCGCUCGGACUGAAGCGGCUACUAGAAAGCUCGCUGGGAACGAUAAUGACCUGCUGCUUGCGACAGAAAGCGGCUCCAAGGCGACACAUUCAGGAAAGGAGCAGAGGCCAUGGCGCAACCGGAAGCGACGAACCAGCGAGGACGUUGAACGAGAUCGACUGGUUGAAGAAAUUCUACGAGAGAGUAAAUUGGACGUCUAUGAUGGCCCUUUAGAGGGCGAGGAAAAUGAGGCAGGAGACGCAGAUGGUCAAGCCGCCGACGAUAGGGUGGCAGAGCAAUUCCGGAAAGAUUUCCUUGAUGCCAUUCAGUCCCGUCGUCGGGUGGCGCGAGCGAGAAAUACGAAAUCUACCAAGACCGAAGCCUCCCGAGGGCCGAAGUUAGGGGGCAGUCGAAGUGCUCGAGCUGCUAUGCGUGAGAUGCAGGAAAAAUCAGGACGGAAAUGA